AUGCGAGACUGUGUCCCCUCCGCCGCCCCGUCCGUGUCCAUGGCAACGGCGGGCGCUCCCGGCGCCAUGGCGGCCGCCGCCGGCCCCACCGUCUUCCUCGUGGCCGUCAACGGGCAGAUCGAGAGCGGGCAGUUCCCUGGGUAUGACGAUCUCUACUGCAAGUUCUGCUUCGUCUACGGCCAAGACUGGGUUCCCACAGCGGGCCUGGAGGAGGGCAUCUCCCAGAUCACCUCCAAGAGCAACGUGUCACCCACCACACUGAUCUGGAACUUCCCCAUCGACAUCACCUUCAAGAGCACCAACCCGUCCGGCUGGCCUCAGAUCGUGGUGAGCGUCUAUGGACCCGACUUCUUUGGCAACGAUGUAGUCAGAGGUUACGGAGCCGUUCACGUUCCCUUCACGCCGGGCAGGCAUACAAGAACCAUCCCCAUGUUUGUUCCAGAGUCCACAUCCAGGCUGCAGAAGUUCACAAGUUGGUUCACAGGGAGACGCCCAGAAUUUACUGACCCCAGAGUGGUAGCACAGGGAGAAGGAAGAGAAGUCACACGGGUACGAUCUCAAGGCUUUGUGACCAUUUCCUUCAACGUGGUGACCAAAGAUAUGAAGAAGUUGGGCUAUGAUGUCAGUCCAAGUGACAUGCAGAACCCUCCUCUGGUGCCUGUUUCAGAAGGGUUUCAUAGGUACUGAAGUCCAGCACAGGAUCUUCAAAGGCUCACAGAGAAGUGAAGCACUUUGGGGCAAAGGGAAAUGAGUGACUAAACUGAAAUAACUUCACUUGAGACCAUUAGUCCCAGAGAAACACAAGCCCACGAGGCUUCAGAACAAAUACCUACGUAUAAUUGUUUCAUUAAGCAUAUAAGUCAAAGUAUUAUGUAAAUUAAUGUCAUCAGAUAAUAUUUAGCAUUUUUAUGAGUAACAUCAGACUAUGUCAAGACCUGCAGCAUAUUUUUUAUAACAGCUUUUUGUACAUUUUUAUAUACUUAAAAAAAUAGGAAAGUUUAUAACUGUGGCAGUUUUCCUGGAUUUAAAAUAUCAUUGCAAACCCAGUUCUUUUUACUUAUUUUAUGGCGUGCGUGGUAGAAAUGGAAAAUUAAAACCUUGCACCCUCCAAAAAAGGAGGGAAUGUGGCAAGGAGUGAAAUGAAUACUCACUUCUCUUUACAAAAGCAACAGCAGUUUUCUUCAUAAUCCCACCUAGUCCUUUGGAGUCUGUGCAGAACAGCACAUGUAGAAACACCCUUUUCCACACCUUUUCAGUGAAGCAACUUGGGCUUUUGUGUUUAGAACAGGAUGAUGGUUCCUCCAUUUCCAGAUUUUACUUCUCCAUCAAGCUUCAGGAAACAAAAAAAUAGAAAGGAGAGCAAAAUAUUCACUGUGGUGUUUAAACACAGGCUUGCUGGAUGAUUUAAACUUCUGAAACAACAAAUUGCAUCUUAAAUGCAGAUAUUGACUAACUUCAGAGCAGAGUCUGCAAAGAAAGUGGGGUCUCAGGCAGGCAGCUUGGUGUGCAGCCAUGGAUCAGGUUCCAGAGGCACUGUGCUGCACAGAGGGUGGGGAGGAGCAGGAGGGACCUUCUCCCUUCAGGAGGUUCCUCCAGCCAGGACAUCACACAGAUAACACACCAGGAUUUUUCUUUGCUGGUUUUCUUAGCAAAAGGAAGGCAGUGAAAAAGAACCUCAUGACAUUCAAGUCCCCUCUCAGGUUUCCUUUCCUAUCCCAUAACCUCAGAGAAGGACUCAAAACAAUGUUGGUUGUUAUUAGUGUGUAACUGAAGAAGCCCAAUUGUCUUAUUUGUCUUUCUGCUGCAAGGGUUUCUUCUUGUUUGUGCCAGAACUGAUGUUUUUAAGUCCAAACUCAUCCAGGAUCUGCUGUUCUUCCAGGUACAAAAGAGAAAUGUAUGCUACAAUUAAAUGUCUAAUUCUUAGUCAUUCUCAUAUUUAAAUUUGGGCAUGUUAUCUCUUGUGUUUGACUGCAAAUGCCAGGAGAUAACUGUGAGAAUGACCUGACAUGUUACCACCCUGUAAGUGAAGUACCAAGACCUUGAAACUGUAGAAAUACAAUAAUAACAGUGUUGAACUGCAGAGCCUCCAGGACACACAUCAAAUAAAGCAUCUACUUAGAGACAGUUGUUAUUUCAUGCUGAGCAAUGUGAUUGAAUAAAUAUAAUUCCUGAAAACAUAA
Messenger RNA from Apus apus (common swift), 2180 nucleotides. RefSeq names its product B9 domain containing 1 (gene B9D1). Gene Ontology annotation, biological process: cilium assembly. Gene Ontology annotation, cellular component: MKS complex. The record is from RefSeq and is a predicted model, not a curated record. Lineage: Eukaryota; Metazoa; Chordata; Aves; Apodiformes; Apodidae.